CGAUCUCCACGAUGUCACACUCCGCCGCGGUCCAACUCGAACCGAAAGCCCCGCUCACGGUGCAAGAUGUGACCACUGAGCAGCCGGGUCCCCAUGAAAUCCUCAUCAAGAACGAGCUAGUCGCCCUCAACCCUAUUGACACCAAGAUCGCAAAGCUCGCCAUCUUUCCUAUCCCGUACCCCGCCAUUCACGGCUCAUCUUAUGGAGGCACCGUAACGGUUGUCGGCUCCGACGUCACCAACUUCAAGGUCGGCGACAAGGUGGCGGCCGUCAAGACGGGCGGUGCAAACGGGAAUAAGUACAGCGGCUUCCAAAAGUCCGUCGUAUCACGAGACGUCACCGCGAUCAAGGUGCCGAGCAGCGUCGACCUUCACACCCCCGUUGGCCUUCUGGGCAACUUCAGCACCGUCGUCGGCCUGUUCAAUGAGCAUCUAGGCCUGGAACGGCCCGAUCCCGUUAAGAAGCUGCCCUCCAAGGGCAAGAAGAUCUUGAUUUACGGCGGCACAUCUAGCUUUGGCAGCUUCGCGACACAAUAUGUGGCUCAGUCCGGAUACAACGCCGUUACCACCACAUCCCCUCAGCACAAGGACCUCGUAGCCAAGUUGGGUGCCGUUCACGUCGUUGAUCACACUCAAUCCCACGAUGCUGUUGUCAAAGAAUUGGUUGCUCAAGGACCUUACGAAUAUGUUGUGGACUCUAUCUCAUUGAAGCCCACAUUCGCCAUCACUACUGCAGUUCUGGCUGCUCAGGGCGGAGGCAAGGUAUAUGCAUUGGUGCCUCCCACUGAUCCCAAUAGUGUCCCGAAAGACGUGACCAUCAGCUUUGGGUCAUGGUCGGCACCGCUUGCAGAAGAGAAAAAUGCCGAGCUAUUGAAGUGGUCGUUUGAAACGUAUUUCACUCAGGCCAUCGCUGCAAACAAGAUUGUCGGCUUGCCAUCUCAGAAGAUUGAUGGCGGAUUAGCUGGACUAAACAAGGCUGUGGACGUGUUAUUUAAGGGAGUCAGUGGAUUGAAGGUUGUUGUGGAGCCAUGAGCACCAACAUGAAGGUCCCUGAUGAUAAGAAGCUUGCCUCUGCGGUUAAGGGGGAAAGCAGGGCAUCAUGAUAGCCGUGAUAAUUAAAUCGUCAAUCGUGAAGCAUCUUUCAAAUAUCAGACCUUUCCAGCAUGUAGCUUCGUUGAUUCGUUUAUUGUAUAUAUUUUUUCCC
This is a messenger RNA of Colletotrichum phormii, 1203 nucleotides long. RefSeq names its product alcohol dehydrogenase GroES-like domain-containing protein. The record is from RefSeq and is a predicted model, not a curated record. Gene Ontology annotation, molecular function: oxidoreductase activity, acting on NAD(P)H. Bases 12 to 1031 code for a protein of 339 amino acids. Lineage: Eukaryota; Fungi; Ascomycota; Sordariomycetes; Glomerellales; Glomerellaceae. The transcript has a single exon.